This is a messenger RNA of Porites evermanni, 623 nucleotides long. NCBI's taxonomy places the organism in Eukaryota, Metazoa, Cnidaria, Anthozoa, Scleractinia, Poritidae. The record is from the annotation of a GenBank genome assembly.
AUGGCGGCUUUCGUGUGGGCUAGAAGACUUAAUCAAUCUUCUUUCUUAGGGUGUUUUCUGUCUAAUCUCUCCUUUGUAUCCGAAAGCCGUAGUUUGUUUAGGUUAGGUCUGUACGCUGGAGAUCUCAAAGGUAGAAAGCAGGGGCUUCUUAGACGAGAUUUUUCAACUGAAGAGGUAAGUAUAAAUUUUCGGUACCAUGUCACAUUGAACAGUACCAUAGCUGGCAUGUGAAACUACCUGAUUAUAUUGAUCUCCCAAGAGAUCACUUUCCCAUAUACGGGAUGGAUUAUUUGACCAAUCAACAGCAAUCCCCUGUCCCUCAAACAGCAAUGGCGUUUUUCAGGUUUCCCUUUUCCGUGUCCAACAAAGGAAAUAGAAAAUGUCUGCAUGCAGGUUCGUGGGGGGGAGGUUAGUAACGGAUAUUGAAAUUAAAUAUUUGUGUGUCCUCCUACUCCAAUUCCAAUCGAUAGAAUGGCUCAUUUCUUAAUAAUUUUUCAUUUCUUAGUAAUUAUUACUAUCCCAAGUAGUGCUUUAUAAUUUUGUCCCUACAUCAGAUCUUCUUAAUCAAAAACAAAAUUUUGGGACAGGGAUUUGCUCUAGGAGACACCUAUGGUGACCUAUAG